Anopheles coustani is the source of this 697-nucleotide messenger RNA. Its product is annotated as mpv17-like protein 2. The record is from RefSeq and is a predicted model, not a curated record. The transcript has a single exon. NCBI's taxonomy places the organism in Eukaryota, Metazoa, Arthropoda, Insecta, Diptera, Culicidae. Bases 102 to 683 code for a protein of 193 amino acids. Gene Ontology annotation, cellular component: membrane; cytoplasm. Gene Ontology annotation, biological process: mitochondrial ribosome assembly.
UGAGGUAGAUAUAUUUAUGGCGGGUCGAAAGAACACUUUAUAUAAUUAGAGAACAAUGGCCAUACUAUAGCAUCACGGGCCACGCAGGAGAGUGCUAACAAAUGAUCAGACUAGCAAAGUGGUUCCGUACAAUUACCAAGACCGCGUUCAGCAAAAAGUACCUCCUACUGACAAAUGUAGGCAUAUCGGUCAGCUUGUCCGGUGUCGGUGAUAUAAUCGAGCAGCACUAUGAAAUCUACACCGAUCAGCUGGCCGCUUGGGACCGCCAGCGGACCCGCUUUAUGUCCAUCUCCGGGAUGACGGUGGGUGUGUUCUGCCACAGCUGGUACAACUUCAUGGACCGACGAUUUCCCGGACGUACCGUGGGGCUGGUACUAAAGAAGGUGCUUAUCGAUCAAACGGUUGCCUCGCCAAUUGUGAUAUUCUUGUUCUUCGCCACGCUGGCCGCCCUGAAGCGUUCCUCGUGGGAGGAGAUGAGUCACGAGGUGCGGGAAAAGUUCAUUCGGUUGUAUACGGCAGAAUGGGUCGUGUGGCCUCCAGCACAGAUCGUCAAUUUUUACUUUCUGCCCACCAAAUAUCGUGUGCUGUACGAUAACACCAUCUCGCUCGGCUACGACGUCUAUACGAGCUAUGUUAUCAACGACGAAAUUCCAUCCGAGAAACUCGAGAUGGGAGACAGCUGAACUAGUCAACGGAC